Molecule: messenger RNA, 2660 nt
Organism: Thecamonas trahens ATCC 50062
Lineage: Eukaryota; Apusomonadida; Apusomonadidae
Product: DNA ligase 1
Exons: 1
Coding region: 9-2660 (883 amino acids)
Biological process (GO): DNA repair; DNA recombination; DNA biosynthetic process
Cellular component (GO): mitochondrion; nucleus
Molecular function (GO): DNA ligase (ATP) activity; ATP binding; DNA binding
Source: RefSeq, a predicted model, not a curated record
ACUCCGCCAUGCAACGGUCCAUUGCGUCGUUCUUUGGCGCCCCGACUCCCAUGGACGUGGCACCCGCGUCCUCGACAUCACCCUUGGCUGCUGCGGCGGACGCUUCCCCUUCCCGUGGCCUUCGCAACGCCCCCGCCCCGCCCUCGCCCGGCCUGCCGCAUGAUUCUACACCCGCCGCCAAGGCGGGCCCCUCGGCCGGCCCAGCCUCGCCCUCGCCGCGCAAGCGCAAGGCCGACACAGACCUAGCCCCAGACACAGAUGCAGACGCGGAUGCGGAUGUCGGUGCUCCAGGUCGGCACCCGUCCAAGAAGCGCAAAGUGCUCUCAGACUCCGAGUCGGACGACGAGGCCGACAAUGGCCAGGACGCUCUGGCCAAGGGCGGAAGCGAGGGGAGCAUCAAGGACGCCGUCGCUCUUGUCACCACGACUGCUGACAUCACCAUGCUAGCCGCCAAGGCCGAGAUCAAGACCGAGAUCAAGACCGAGAUCAAGACCGAGAUCAAGACCGAGAUCAAGGCCGCGCCUUCGUCGGCAGCAUCUGCAUCGCCGUCGACAUCGCAGGCAACCAACGUUGCGUUUACUCGCGAGCAGCUCACAGUUUUCUCUGCAGACCGGCCGGCGCCCGAAGGCGACGACGAGCCGGUAGCAACCAACAUGGCCGAGGCGUACAAGGGCGCGACGUAUGAUCCAAUCGCGGACGCGGGGUGGAAGGCCGGGGAGCCGGUGCCGUACUUGGCGCUCGCAGCGACGUUUGAAAAGAUCGAGGCGACAACCAAGCGGAUCGAGAUCAUUGCCCACCUGUGCCGGCUCUUGCGGUCGGUCAUUGCCCUCACGCCGGAUGACCUGCUCGAGGUCGUCUACCUCUGUACUAACCAGGUCGCGCCGUCGUUUGCCGGUAUCGAGCUCGGCAUCGGCGACACCGUCAUCAUGAAGGCCAUCUGCGAGGCGACCGGGCGGACGCUCAAGUGGCUCAAGGCCGAGUACGCCGAGACAGGCGACCUCGGCGAGAUCGCCGAGGACUCGCGCGGCAUGCAGCAGACCAUGUUUAAGCCCAAGCCGCUCACCGUCCGCAAAGUCUUCAAGACGCUCAAGGGCAUUGCGCUCGAAAAAGGCCAGUCGUCGAUGAACCGCAAGAAGGACCGCAUCAAGUCGCUGCUCGUCGCCGGCGAGGGCUCCGAGGCGCGCUACCUCGUCCGCUCGUGCCAGGGCAAGCUCCGCAUUGGCCUCGCCGAAGCCUCGGUCCUUGCGGCACUUGCCCAUGCCGCGUUCUUCACCCGGCCGGCCAUUGGUGACGACGGCCAGGUUCUCGACGCGUACACACAGAUCAAGCCCAAGCUCAAGCUCCCGCAACUCCAGGCCGAGCUAGACGAGGCCGUCCGCAUUGUCAAGGAGGUCUACUGCGAGCUGCCGUGGAUGAAGGUCAUUCUCGAGUCGCUGCGGACGACCGGCCUCCGCACGCUGCACGACCACUGCUACCUGCGGCCCGGCAUUCCUAUUCGGCCCAUGCUCGCCUUCCCCACCAAGGGCAUUUCGGAGGUCUUUGAGCGGUUCGGCGGCUCGGCGUUCACCUGCGAGUACAAGUACGAUGGUGAGCGGGCUCAGGUCCACCUCAAGUCGGACGGCUCGAUCGCCAUCUACUCGCGGUCUUCCGAGGACAACACGUCCAAGUACCCCGACCUCAUUGCCAUGCUCCCAUCGGCGCUGCAGGAUCCAAAGGCAACAACGUCGUACGUCAUCGACUGCGAGGCUGUCGCCUACGACCGCGUCACCCAAUCCAUUCUCCCGUUCCAGGUUCUCUCAACCCGCAAGCGCAAGGACGUCGAUGUGGCCGACAUCCAGGUCCAGGUCUGUCUCUACGCCUUUGACCUCCUCUAUCUCAACGGGCGCCCGCUCCUCAAAGAGUCGUUUGCCACCCGUCGGUCGCUCCUCUACUCGACGUUCAAGGCGACCGAGGGCCACUUUAUGUUUGCCCACGCCAAGGACUCGUCCGACGUCGAGGAGAUCCAGACGUUCCUCGAGGAGGCCGUCAAGGGCAACUGCGAGGGCCUGAUGGUCAAGACCCUCGACGAGAACGCCACCUACGAGCCGUCCAAACGCUCGCACAAGUGGCUCAAGGUCAAAAAGGACUACCUCGACGGCAUGGGCGACACCCUCGAUCUCGUCGUCAUCGGCGCGUACACCGGCAAGGGUAAGCGGACUGGUGUCUACGGCGGCUUCAUCCUCGCAUGCUACGAUCCAGACUCGGAGCGCUUCCAGUCGAUUUGCAAGAUCGGCACCGGCUUCUCCGACGCAGACCUCGCCGCUGCUCACUCCUCGCUCGCUGCGCACAUCAUUCCGGCACCUCGCUCUUACUACGCCUACCCGGACCAUCUCACCCCCGAUGUCUGGUUCGAGCCGGCUCAGGUCUGGGAAGUCCUGGCCGCCGAUCUCUCCAUCUCGCCAGCCCACAAGGCCGCCGCCGGUCUCGUUGACCCCGAGAAGGGCAUCUCGCUCCGCUUCCCGCGCUUUGUCCGCCUCCGUGAGGACAAAACGCCCGAAAACGCCACGUCCUCGCACCAGGUUGCUGACCUUUACCGCGCCCAGGACAUCAACCACGGGUAUGAGGCUCCCGCCGCUGCCGGUGACGACGGCGACGACUUUUUCGACGACGAGCUGCUCUGA